GUUACCUGGAGGCCUGCAGUCACCUGCCAUCUGCUGUUUCAAUUGGCUGAUUCUCUCUUGAAGUAAUCGGAUAUGUUCACUCUUCCUCUCCUCUAAACUUGAGAGAGGAAUGUCUGGCAGCAGUAUAAGGACAAUAAUCACACGGAAACAGGAAAUAGGAUGAAUAGGAACAGACUAUACAGAAGUGUGACAAAGUGAGACUGAUGUUGGUGCCUCCGUCGCUAAAAAGGAUACUGAGGGAGAAAGCUCCAUCACCGAGCUCUCACUCUAACACAAGAUGAGGUCAGUACCGCCCUGUCUCACACUGACCUGGAGCAGAUGUGGGUGAGAGACCUGAGACCGCUGCUGGUUACCAGGUACCCAGGCUCUGCAGGCAGCCAGGCCGUACAGCAGCAUAUCAAAACAACCCUCAGUUCCCUCGGAGCAGGCUGGGAAGUGACGGAGGAUAAGUUUGUGUCACAAACACCCUAUGGACCCCUGCCUUUCACUAACCUAAUUGCCACCCUCAACCCAUCAGCCAAGCGCCGCCUGGUCCUGGCCUGUCACUACGACUCCAAGUACUACCCACCACAGUGGCACGGGAGGGAGUUCCAAGGCGCCACUGAUUCUGCCGUUCCCUGUGCCAUGAUGUUGGAGCUGGCCCGAGCCCUGGAUGAAGAACUGAAAGCUCAGAAGAUUUCCAGUCCCAACCUGACCUUGCAGUUGGUCUUCUUUGACGGAGAGGAGGCUCUUUUCCAGUGGACGUCCACAGACUCCCUGUAUGGCUCUCGCCACCUUGCCCAGAAGAUGGAGACCACCCCACACCCCGCCGGAGCCACAGACACCAACCAACUACACGGCAUAGAUCUGUUUGUGUUGUUGGACCUGAUCGGGGCUCCUAGUCCACACUUCGGCAGCCAGUUCCCCAGCACAAUGCACUGGCUCUCCAGGCUGCAGAGCAUUGAAAAGCGUUUACACUCCAUGAACCAGCUUGUGGAUCAUCCUAACAACGUGCAAUAUUUCUGGCCAGAUCGACCUGUCGGACAUAUAGAAGAUGAUCAUAUACCAUUCCUAAACAGAGGUGUACGUAUCCUCCACCUCAUCCCCUCCCCCUUCCCGUCCGUGUGGCACACGUUUGAUGACAACGAGCAGAACCUGGAUCGCUCCACCAUUCAGAACCUCAACAAGAUCCUGCAGGUUUUUGUUCUGGAGUACCUCAACGCCAGACCCACCAUCCCUUCAACCCCACAGAAUGCACCGUAAAAAGAAAUGCCAGCAUAUUGUUCAACAGCUUUCUUUCUUUCUUUUGAUGUUUCACUGUUAAGAUCUUCAGUUGUUAUUCUAUAGUGAGACUGAGAGAAAAGACUAUAUUUAUUUCUGUUUGAACACCAACGUGUACUCCUUGACCUUAUAAUUGAGAUGUAAGUUUGAGACUCAACCUUGCACAUCAGAAGGGUGGCAAAUUCACAAGAGAUUUUGCAUAGAGUUUAGGGAGAUAUAUAAUGUCAUACACGGUGCAUUUUGCAUCUUUAUUUUGAAAAUCUUUGUAAAAACAUAUUUUGGCUGAUGUAAUUGCGACAUGUAUUUUUUUUCCAAAUUGGUUCAUAAGAGACUUCAAGACUCUGAAGCUUCGUCUUCCCUUUAAGGCCAAAAUCCCCAGCAACAAGAUCAGCACACAGGAUCUUCUGUGUGUUUUUUACUACACUGCUUUCUUUAUAUCAACCCCUCCUUUACACUGUGAAGAGGCAUUUUAAAGAGGAGCAAAAAAAGUAUAGUGCAGAGGUAAAAAUAAUAAGUGUGAGCAGUUAAAAUUAUAUGAUACCCUUUAUUUUACAAAUUUCCCUGGCAACAUUGAACUACAUGAAUGCAUUGCAAGUCCAAAGUUGUUAAUAAUUUCAUUAUUAGUUGCUUUGGGGUAGCCUGAAAACAUAUUAUCAUCAUCAUGAAAUAAUGUCCUGAAUCCUUGAUAUGUUAUAUUGUUUGAUAGAUAUACAAUAUAGCCACCCACAUGACACAUGUGAGACAGUGUCACACUGUGUUUUAGCUACGGUGUAUGUGACAUUUCCUCAGCGAUAGUAAAUCUGUUCAGCGUUAACAGAGCAGACCUGCAAGUGGCAGGAAGUGGGUUUAUUUCUAUUAUAACAACAUCUUUAGCCCUUCAUAUCCUGUCAUCUUAGAAAGUGAAGUGGAUAACUUCCUGUGCUGAUGUUUCAUGUGCCUGCCUUUGUUUAUAUGACAUUAGUAGCCUGAUUUUUUUAUGUAGAUCCCAGAAUAAUAUACAGUGCCAAAUCUGGACUUCCUGUCUUUUGAGGGUGAAAUAAAUGUUGAUUCAGAAUACAAGGGA
Molecule: messenger RNA, 2323 nt
Organism: Morone saxatilis (striped sea-bass)
Lineage: Eukaryota; Metazoa; Chordata; Actinopteri; Moronidae
Gene: qpct
Product: glutaminyl-peptide cyclotransferase
Exons: 7
Coding region: 319-1242 (307 amino acids)
Molecular function (GO): zinc ion binding; glutaminyl-peptide cyclotransferase activity
Source: RefSeq, a predicted model, not a curated record